AUGGCUGCUUGAUCCCUCCAAAUGCAGGUAGAAACGUGGAAAGAGCAAAAGGUGCAUGCUAGGUGAGACUUCUGAUAACAGAGCUUUCCUGGAAUCCUACUCAACAGCUCCUGCUUACGUCUAACCUGCCUCAAAGUUUCAGAUGGGCACCCAAAGCCACAAAAGAAGGAAGCCAUGAUGGUCGGUUACUCUGCAAUGCCUGCAGCCGUCACUCUCAGCUCAGUUUCGAAAUCCUCUGUCUCCACCUCCAGAGCCUCUGGCUUUUCCCCCAUCAGUGACCCAGACGGCCCAGCUGCUCUUGCCUCAGUCCUGGAGGAACUCAGCUGUUCGAAGCUCCCUGCCAGACGACAGGACCUUGGAGAGGUCUGACAGCCUCCCUGAGCAACCAGAACACCUGGCCAGUCUGAACAUGGAAACCAGCCGUGCUUCCCCUGUGAAGGCUGCAGCAACAGAGAGAUUUCCUGUCUGCCGAGAGUUUCUUCGUUCUCCAUUGAGAUCACAACCAGAAAAACAUGCAGUUCCUCGGAACAUGGACUUAGAGCUCAAGACACAGCCAGACAGCCAAGCUGGGGAGAAGGAUGACAUAAUUCCUGAGGACGACGUGGGCUUAUAUGACGGAAAUCUGACAGCCGAAGAAAUAAAAUUUUUGGAAGAGUUUCCCGAGUGGAAAAAGGAGCAGGAAAAGUAUAUCACCACACUUCGUGCCUUUGCAGAGGAUGCUGACAAAAUGCACAAAAAAUUCACCAAGUCCAAAAUGGUGUCCAAUUCUGUCACCGUUGCUUCCGAAGUGGCGAGCAUGGUGGGUUUAGCCCUUGUGCCCGUCACCGCAGGUGCGAGCUUGCUACUCUCAACUGCAAGCAAAGGUGUGUCAGCAGCAGCUGUCGUUACCACGAUGGUGACAGAGUUGAGAGAAAAAUCUCACAGUAAAAAACUCCGUGCUCAGGCCAGUAGCCAAGUGCCCAUGAGUGUCCAAGAGCCCAAAGAUGCAGAAGAAAAGCAGUCAUCUAAUCUCACGGCUUCUGGUCAGGCUCUGCACAGGUGUGGGAGAGCCCUGCAGGUUAUCAAGAAGGGCAUCCGGGCCCUUUGGCCUAUCAAAUCCCCACCACGCUCAGGUACUUCUGCCAAGCAUCUUCGGACUGCUGGGAAAGUCUCAGCACCAGCCAGAACACAGGUGCAGAAGGCCAGUUCAGGUAAAGUGCUGACUGUGGCAAAAAUAGCCCGCAUGAGUGUUAGGGCCUUCGCUUCCAUGUCUCUUAACGAGGGUAUGGCUGCUCUCUGGAAGAACUGGAAGCAACUGAGGGAUGAGUCAAAGCCAGAGCUCGCAGAAGAACUCAGGGCCCAAGCUCGGGAGCUGGAAGAGGUGCUGGAGCAGUACAGCAAAUGCUAUGAUGAGCUGCUAAAAAAGAAAGCUGCAGAUGUUGCGGGCUCUCAAGAAGCCUCCAACCUGCAGGACAGUGGAGGACACCACCACAAGUGCCACUCCCCCCAGGCCAAGGACACCAACGUCACACCAAUCACCAAGGCCAGAUGGGUGCCCAUGGCUGUGCCAUCUGAGCUGCCACCUCCUCCCAGGCUACCGGUAUAAACAGCGGGUCAAGAGUUGGCGGGAACUGGUGGUGGGCGGAAUGUCCCCUGGAGCACAGAGGUGCAGCAGCUGUGGUUCUAGGACUGGCAGUGGGGGAGGAGUGCCUCCCCCAAUUCAGUUACCACUGGGGUCCCAGAAUCAGGGUGCCGUGUCUGCGUACUCUUGCCUCAUGGGUAAUGGCAGCUGCUUGGGCUGCUGCCCUGGCAUGCACUGCAGAUCACAUUCAUCAGGUGCCCUGACCCCGGGCCCAUUCCAGCUCUGGUCCACUGGGUUGCAGACUGCAGUCACCUGCGAGUAGAAAAUGAGAAGCUGGCAGGGGAGAGAUCCGACCCUCCUCCUGAUCGAUGUGCCUCUUCCGCUGUUGGCAAGCCUGCUCAGGUGGUGGCGAAGGGGAAUCGAGAGGCCUGCCUGGGAGAGAUAUCCACCCCCAAGGGAAGCAGGGCAGCUGCUGGGUGGGAAGUGAUUGUGGCUCCCACCUGCCUGACCUGCACCAAUGGCCCUGCCCAGUCCUUAAGGGAAGCAGCAGUGCCGAUGGGCAGAAAGCCACUGUGGCUCCCAUCCAGGCAGCCGGCACCAAAGGCCUAGAGGUCACUGGUAGGAAACCUGGGCUGCCCACACUGGUGGCCCCACCUGCUUGCCAUUGCUUUGGACUCCACCAGAAGCACCCAGCCAGCCUUGCUGCACAGGCUUCAGUGUAGGACAAGCCUUAAAGUGAUCACCUUCUGCCUUCUUUGGGGCACUCUGUGGGCAUC
Molecule: messenger RNA, 2337 nt
Organism: Cavia porcellus (domestic guinea pig)
Lineage: Eukaryota; Metazoa; Chordata; Mammalia; Rodentia; Caviidae
Product: apolipoprotein L6-like
Exons: 6
Coding region: 410-1585 (391 amino acids)
Biological process (GO): lipoprotein metabolic process; lipid transport
Cellular component (GO): extracellular region; membrane
Molecular function (GO): lipid binding
Source: RefSeq, a predicted model, not a curated record